This is a messenger RNA of Aspergillus ochraceoroseus IBT 24754, 4874 nucleotides long. RefSeq lists its product as uncharacterized. Gene Ontology annotation, cellular component: cytoplasm; SUMO activating enzyme complex. Gene Ontology annotation, molecular function: glutathione transferase activity; SUMO activating enzyme activity. The coding region runs from base 409 to 4767 and encodes 1452 amino acids. Gene Ontology annotation, biological process: protein sumoylation. Lineage: Eukaryota; Fungi; Ascomycota; Eurotiomycetes; Eurotiales; Aspergillaceae. The transcript has 11 exons. The record is from RefSeq and is a predicted model, not a curated record.
AUUCAAUUCAAUAGUUAGAUCGUUCGUUGUGAUUAAUAACGUCCUAUCCUUCAUCCUACAUUCUCCCAUCCCCAUCUCCCUGUUGCUAUCUUUGUUUUUACUUCUAUUUAUUCCACAGCUCUUGAGAAAUCUAACGUGAAUUUCUACCUACAUUUCCCCCCGCUUUGAGCUCCUCUGUCGCUGAGAGCUCUAUCCGAUCGCCGGAACCUUACCGCUUCUCCCCCCUCUGGGCCUGCACUUGGAGUUGUGGACACGAGUCACUAUUGAUAGGAAGUCUUGCCUUUUAAGCAAGACUUUCAUCUUUACACCUUCACCAUUCCCUCCUCGGAUAUCCCCGUUCGUGACGCUGCGAAGCUGGGAAAGCGAAGAGCGUCUGCCAACACCGAAGCUAGACCGGAGAAGAAGACCAUGACGGAUUCCAAAAUGCAGGUCGAUACUCCAACACAAGAGACCGUCGAAAUGAUCAAGCAUGGCGAGAUCGACGAGUCUCUGUACAGCCGACAGCUGUAUGUUCUCGGCCACGAAGCCAUGAAGCGUAUGGGCUCCUCGAACGUCCUCGUCGUCGGUUUGAAAGGCUUGGGUGUUGAAAUCGCCAAAAACAUUGCUCUCGCCGGUGUAAAGUCCCUCACGUUGUACGAUCCUGCUCCCGUCGCUAUCUCCGAUCUCUCGUCUCAGUUCUUCCUUCAACCACAAGAUGUUGGCAAGCCCCGUGCCGAAGUUACAGCUCCAAAGGUCGCUGAGCUGAACUCAUAUGUCCCGGUCACGGUCCAUGAGGGCACAAGUCUUGUGGAUGACUUGGAGCAACUAAAACGUUACCAAGCAAUCGUGCUUACGCUCACCCCCCUAAAAGAGCAGCUAGCAAUCGCAGACUUCUGUCACCAGAAUGGCAUUUACCUCACCAUCACAGACACCUUUGGCCUCUUUGGAUACCUUUUCAACGACUUUGGCAAGAAUUUCACGAUUGGAGAUGCCACAGGUGAGGAACCUGUCAGUGGAAUCAUCGCCGACAUCGACGAAGAUGGUCUAGUCUCAGCGCUUGACGAAACCCGCCACGGCUUGGAGGAUGGAGACUUUGUGACAUUCACCGAGAUCAAGGGCAUGGAAGGCCUAAAUGACAGCGAUCCAAAGAAAGUCACCGUCAAGGGUCCAUACACGUUCUCCAUUGGAGAUGUGUCCGGCCUUGGCUCAUACAAGGGUGGUGGUAUCUUCACUCAGGUCAAGAUGCCGAAAUUUGUUGAUUUCCAGCCACUCUCUGAGCAAAUCAAAAAGCCGGAGCUUAUGGUUUCGGAUUUCGCCAAAUUUGACCGACCACAGCAGCUCCACAUCGGCAUCCAAGCCCUUCACAAGUUUGCGGAAACCCAUGACGGCCAACUACCUCGUCCCCAUAAUGAGAGUGAUGCACAGGAAGUGCUGAAGGUCUCCAAUGACCUUGCCUCCAGCCAAGAGGAGAAGGUCGAACUUGAUGAAAAGCUUAUCAAAGAGCUGAGCUAUCAGGCUCGCGGUGAUCUCAACCCCUUGGCUGCGUUCUUCGGCGGUGUUGUGGCACAAGAAGUUCUCAAGGCAGUUUCCGGAAAGUUCAGUCCCGUACAGCAAUGGCUCUACUUCGACUCUUUGGAGUCUCUCCCGACCUCUACCGCCCGCUCCGAGGAGACCUGCAAGCCCCUAGGUACCCGCUACGACGGUCAGAUUGCUGUUUUUGGCAAAGAGUUCCAGGAUAAGAUUGCCGAUGUCACGCAGUUCCUUGUUGGCGCAGGAGCUAUUGGGUGUGAGACGCUAAAGAACUGGGCUAUGAUCGGUCUCGGAACUGGCCCCAAAGGAAAGAUUUAUGUUACUGACAUGGAUCAAAUUGAGAAGAGCAAUCUUAACCGACAAUUUCUGUUCCGCAGCAAAGACGUUGGCAAACUCAAGAGUGAAUGCGCUUCCGCUGCAGUUGUUGCAAUGAACCCUGAGUUGGAGGGCAAGAUUGUCACACUCAAGGACCGUGUUGGGCCCGAUACCGAAGAUGUCUUCAACGAAGAGUUCUGGGAACGUCUUGAUGGAAUCACCAAUGCUCUUGAUAAUGUGGAGGCUAGAACUUACGUCGAUCGCCGCUGUGUUUUCUUCAGAAAGCCACUGCUAGAGAGCGGUACCCUCGGAACAAAGGGCAAUACUCAAGUGAUCCUUCCACGCAUCACUGAGUCCUACUCCAGCUCUCAGGACCCACCAGAGAAAUCUUUCCCCAUGUGUACUCUCAAGAGUUUCCCCAACCGGAUCGAGCAUACUAUCGCUUGGGCCAGAGACCUCUUCCAAACUUACUUCGUUGGGCCUCCCGAGUCCGUCAACAUGUACCUGUCCCAGCGUAAUUACAUUGAACAGACCCUCAAGCAGGCUGGUAAUGAAAAACAGACUCUGGAGAACCUACGCGACUUCCUAGUGACUGAAAAGCCAUUGACGUUCGACGAUUGUAUUGUGUGGGCACGUCAUCAAUUUGAAGCUCAGUACAACAAUGCCAUCCAGCAGCUUCUCUAUAACUUCCCACGAGACUCCACUACAUCUUCCGGUCAGCCUUUCUGGUCAGGACCUAAGCGUGCUCCAACUCCCUUGAAGUUUGACAGCUCUAACCUCACCCAUCUCGGAUUCGUUAUUGCCGCCGCAAAUCUUCAUGGCUUCAAUUAUGGAAUCAAGAACCCUGGCGCCGACAAAGAGUACUAUAGGAAGGUUGUGGAUAACAUGAUCAUCCCCGAAUUCACUCCCAGGUCCGGUAUCAAGAUUCAAGCCGAUGAAAAUGAACCCGACCCGAACGCUCAGCCCUCCGGUUCCUCUCUGGACAAUAAGGAUGAGAUUCGGCGCCUCGUUGACUCUCUUCCAUCUCCCAAGUCUCUUGCAGGAUUCCGCCUGAACCCUGUGGAAUUCGAGAAGGAUGAUGAUACCAACUACCACAUUGAUUUUAUUACCGCGGCUAGCAACCUCCGUGCUGACAACUACGAUAUUCCUCAGGCUGAUCGCCAUAAGACCAAGUUCAUCGCCGGAAAGAUUAUUCCUGCCAUCGCUACCACUACAGCGCUUGUUACCGGUCUAGUAGCCUUGGAGUUAUACAAGAUCAUCGAUGGCAAAGACGACAUUGAACAAUACAAGAAUGGUUUCGCAAACCUCGCCCUCCCAUUCUUUGGUUUCAGUGAGCCUAUUGCAAGCCCGAAAGGCAAGUACAUGGGCAAGCAAGGUGAGGUGACUAUCGACCAGAUCUGGGACCGCUUUGAGGUGGAAGAUAUUCCUCUGCAAGACUUCCUCAAGUAUUUCUCAGACCAGGGCUUGGAGAUUUCCAUGGUCAGCUCUGGAGUCAGUCUGCUGUACGCCAGCUUUUACGGCCCAUCUAAAGUCAAGGACCGUCUUCCUAUGCGGAUGAGCAAGCUCGUGGAGCAUAUCAGCAAGAAGCCCGUCCCCGAACACCAGAAGAACAUUAUUUUCGAAGUGACCGCAGAGGAUCAGACGGAGGAGGAUGUUGAGAUUCCAUAUGUGAUGGUGAAAUUGAGGAAUCGAUCUACCACCCACCAUACACCCUAUACACUUUCCGUCAUAUACCUUAGAAGAGACUCGAAUGCCAACUGCCGUUCCAAAGUCUGUUUUUGCUCUGUCGUGUUCAUGUUUCCUGCUGUGCUUAGACCUCAUAGGGCUGUACAUCAUAUUCUUACUCCCAGAAUUCUAUCGAGACUUGGUAGUACAAGCAUUUCCAGAUUCGCCUUCAUCUCUGCGCCGAUCUCCACGACUCGUAAGAUGGCUACAGGCAACGCCAACAAGAUCACGGACUGGGUAAACCCGACUGAUAAGUCGGGUGAAUUCAAACGUCAGGUUUCGUCUUUCCGGAACUGGAUCUCCAGAGAGCCUGGAGCCGAGUUCCCUCCUGAAAAGGGCCGUUAUCAUCUCUAUGUCUCCUACGCUUGUCCUUGGGCCCACCGGACUUUGAUCACCCUCAAGUUGAAGGGCCUGGAGGAUUUCAUUUCCUACACCUCCGUGCAUUGGCAUCUAGCCGAUAAGGGCUGGCGCUUCGCAACCUCAGAUGAGAAAAUUCCUGGAGAUAAUACCACUCCGGACCCAUUACAUCCUUCCUUUACCCAUCUCCGCGACAUCUACUUCUCCAAUGAGCCCGAAUAUGCUGGCAGAUUUACCGUCCCCGUGCUCUACGAUAAGAAAACUAACCGCAUCGUGAGCAACGAGAGCUCUGAAAUUAUCCGCAUGUUCUACCAUGAAUUCGACGACCUCCUCCCCGAAACCUACAAAGCCAUCGACCCCUUCCCUCCCACCCUACAGGCUACCAUCGAAUCCACCAACGAAUGGACCUACAACGACGUCAACAACGGCGUCUACAAGGCCGGCUUCGGAACCACCCAGGAGGCCUACGAGCGUGCCGUGGCAACGCUCUUCUCCUCGCUCGAUAAGAUCGAGACACAUCUCGCCACCGCUCCUGGGCCCUACUACUUCGGGUCCUCCGUCACGGAGGCUGACAUCCGGCUCUUCACAACAAUUGUCCGCUUUGACCCGGUGUAUGUGCAGCAUUUCAAGUGUAACAUUCGAGAUAUCCGCUCGGGGUAUCCGGCUAUCCAUCGGUGGUUGAGGAAGCUUUACUGGGAUGUUCCGGCGUUCCGGGAGACGACGCAAUUCGAGCACAUCAAGAAGCAUUACACAAAGAGUCAUACGCAGAUUAACCAGUUUAGCAUUACUCCUGUUGGGCCGUUGCCGGAUAUUCUUCCCAAGGAUGAGGAAGUUCGGGCUGUGGCUGCAAUCAAGCCUUAGUAUAAGAGCCAGUCUGUCUGUCUGUGGCUCGUCAUUUAUAUAUAUAUAUAUAGUAAUCACGGAGCUAGUGUUAGCACACGAAAUUGAAACCUCUUAUGAUUGUGAAU